UUCUAUAUGUAUAGAUAUACUAAUUUUGAGUAUAUCAGUAUAUAUAGCUAUACCUAUUCUGCUGAUGUCGUAAAAAAGUGAAAGGAGUUCGGAGCUCUCGACCCCCUCCUACAUAAGCUCCGCUUUUCAAAUUUUCCCGCUGACAUGGCACUCAAGCACGUCGUCGUGGGCGGCGGAACCGGUUACAUUGGCUCGUGCAUUUGUACUGCGUUGCAUAAUUUAAAUGUCAGGACGACUGUUAUUUCGCGUAUGCCAGGUCCAAAGCGGAUUACUUGGCAAGAGCUGGAAACCAAUGGACUUCCAAAGGACACAACGGCCGUGAUUAACGUUGCUGGACUGAAUAUUCUAGACUUUAAGCAGCGAUGGAGCCCAGGAUUUAAGCAAAAUGUAUUCAAUAGCAGAGUCAAAACUACGCAGGAGCUAGCAAAAGCUGUGGCAUGUUCCGAUGCUAAAGCUUUUGUCACAAUCUCUGGAGUGGCCUACUACCCACCUGAUGGUAAAGACUACACAGAAAAUGACAAGUGUGAAAAGUAUGACUUUUUAUCAGGAUUGUGUCAUGACUGGGAAGCUGCUGCACAACUGCCUAAAGAUUCAGCCAGACAAGUUACUAUACGAUCAGGUGUUGUUUUAGGAAGAACAGGAGGUAUGAUUCAACAAACCUUUCUUCCAUUUUUCUUUGGAGUUGGCGGACCACUGGGGAGUGGUACACAAUAUAUGCCUUGGAUUCACAUCAAAGAUCUUAUUAAUCUAUUUAUUCAUGCCUUAAAAAACGAAAACGUCACAGGAGUUUACAAUGGUGUAGCACCUGAGCUGAUAACAAAUGCAGAGUUCACCAAAACGUUUGCAUCAUCUCUAAGUAGACCAGCAUUCAUACCCCUCCCAGCAUUUGUACUGAAGGCUCUGUUAAAUGAAGAACGUGCAAAGAUUAUGUUGGAAGGUCAAAAAGUCCAUCCUAAAAGAGUUCUGGAGUCAGGAUUCAAAUAUGAAUAUCCUACUAUAAAAGAAGCUUGUGAUCAAUUUGGAGUGUUAUUUUAUAAGGAAGAAUACUGAUUGUGUACAUGUUGAUUGUAGUUAUACUGUAAAUAAAAAUUAAUUGAUAACUUUUAAGUUAUAAGAAAAACAGUAUUAUGUUUGAAAUAGUUUAAACUGCAUUUUUUGUAACAAAUAAAUAACGACUUCAUAAGA
Messenger RNA from Nasonia vitripennis (jewel wasp), 1185 nucleotides. RefSeq names its product epimerase family protein SDR39U1. The coding region runs from base 145 to 1050 and encodes 301 amino acids. NCBI's taxonomy places the organism in Eukaryota, Metazoa, Arthropoda, Insecta, Hymenoptera, Pteromalidae. The record is from RefSeq and is a predicted model, not a curated record. The transcript is spliced from 6 exons.